AUGUCCGUGGAAGUCAAGGAAAGCUCAAGGACCAAGCGAAAGGAAUGGGAACAACCACGGAUCCCAAAGUUCCUCAAGUCGUUCCUCAAGUCUGAGAGAAUGCUUCCGAAGAUCAGUGCCAAAUUGCUGGUGCGGGUAGGCGAUGAGGUGGCUCAAAUCGACCCGACAGAUGAUGGCGAAAGCAUCGAAGACUGCUACCGCGAGGACCGUUCGUGCUGCUUAUGUUGUGGUCGGGCAUGGAGGCGCGGCCUGAUGGCGAAGCUAGGGCCUGGCCGGGGGAUUCGAGAGUACUUACCACUGUCGGCCGCUCCACGUUGUACCUCCUGGUACGGGUACAACGCUGGGGGAAUAUAUUUCGCGCUCCCCAAGAACAGAUGGAUAUCAGACCGGGUUUUGGAGCGUAAAAUACCGGUGCCCGUGGAUAUUAUACAGUAUCGCGGGUACGAGAAUUCUGCUGCGCGGAAGCUUUCGUCCUUUCAAACGCAGGAUGAGACGGCUUUGCUCGCCGUGUUGAAUGGGCAGCCAAUAAACCGUAUCCAGGAAAAACUUGGGGAUAAUCCGAGUCUCGGCGGCUUCCCGGAGCAGACCUUUCUACGAGCUCCUAGAGAUCGUGAGCUGAUGUUGCUCCGAUUAAUUCUGACGUUUGAGCAUUCUUGCUGCCGCCUCUUGAAUGCAAGCGCUUUCCUACAAAUUGCUAAGAUGAUGAAGAGAGAUUACUGUAUAUUGAUCCAAUAUCAACGGCGCAAGGUUAUUAGUCUUGGUACUGUCGUAUCGGUCAGAUACCACAUAGGGAAAGGAUAUUCAUCCCAAACCGGAGGAUCUGAAUUUAUUCGUCAAGGAUUGGUAGUAGCACAGACAGUUAGCAAUAAAGAUGCCGGUCCUCAUCCCAGCACUAAAGAUGGCCAGAACGGACGGCCAAGGAUGAGGGCCGAUACACUCAUCAUGACAACGACGAGAGUCUGUUCAGAACAGGAUAAGGAAUAG
Molecule: messenger RNA, 984 nt
Organism: Desarmillaria tabescens
Lineage: Eukaryota; Fungi; Basidiomycota; Agaricomycetes; Agaricales; Physalacriaceae
Exons: 9
Coding region: 1-984 (327 amino acids)
Source: RefSeq, a predicted model, not a curated record